Messenger RNA from Sorghum bicolor (sorghum), 1425 nucleotides. RefSeq names its product S-norcoclaurine synthase 1. NCBI's taxonomy places the organism in Eukaryota, Viridiplantae, Streptophyta, Magnoliopsida, Poales, Poaceae. The transcript is spliced from 2 exons. The coding region runs from base 238 to 1305 and encodes 355 amino acids. The record is from RefSeq and is a predicted model, not a curated record.
AAAAUUGCAUUAAGACUGGCCUUAGUGUGAGAAAAAUUUAUAUAUUCUACACAAAGUGCAAGUGGCGGCCAUCCAUCCAUCCACAUCCACACCCACAUUUGUUCCACAUUCCACAGGCACGGCCACGCCAUUCCUUUCAUUUUUCAUCGUCCUAUCCUAGCUAGCUAAUUUGUCGGUAGUCACAAAGCUCACAGUCAGUCACUCAAUUCGUUGAAGAAGAAGAAGAGAUCGAUCGAGAUGGAGAUGGCGGGGUCUCUUCCUGUGCCCAGCGUGCAGGCCAUGGUGGCCACCGGCGGCGGUCAUGCACCAGUGCCACCGAGGUAUCUCCGUCCAGAGCUGGCCACGGAUGAUGUCGUCGACGGCGACGCGACGGCGACUAUCCCCAUCAUCGACUUCCAGAGGCUGCUGCUGGUCGACCCCGAAGAAUCAGCGCGCCUCCAUGCGGCCUGCCAGGACUGGGGCUUCUUCCAGCUGAUAAACCACGGUGUUCCGGAGGAUGUGAUGGAGGCGAUGAAGGCCAGCACCCAGGCAUUCUUCGCGCUUCCUGCGGAGGCCAAGCAGCAGUUCCGUCAGCAGGCAGGUCAGCUGGAGGGCUACGGCCAGCUGUUCGUCGUCUCCGACGACCAGAAGCUGGACUGGGCCGACGUCCUCUACCUCAACACGCAGCCGCCGGAGCACAGGAACCUCAGCUUCUGGCCCGACAGCUUCAGCCGGACGCUGGACACCUACUCCGCCGCCGUCAAGCACGUCGCCGACCGCCUGCUGAGCGCCAUGUCCAGGAACCUGGACCUCACGGACCCGGAGCGCCUCGUCGCCGGCGGCGGCGGGAUGAUGCAGUCGGUGAGGAUGAACUACUACCCUCCCUGCGCUGAAGCGGCGGACAAGGUCCUGGGCUUCUCCCCGCACUCCGACUCGGACCUCCUCACCCUGGUCCUCCAGGUCAACCAGAUCCAGGGCCUGCAGAUCAGGAGGCCCGGUGACGGCGCUUGGCUUCCCAUCACGCCGCGGCAGGGCGCCUUCGUCGUCAACGUCGGAGACGUCCUCGAGAUCUUCACCAACGGCAGGUACAGGAGCGUCGAGCACCGGGCCGUCGUCAACGCCCACACGGAGCGUCUGUCCGUCGCGGCGUUCCACUCUCCCAGCAUACAUGCCACCAUUGGCCCGCUGCCGGAGCUCCUCGGCGACCAGGAGGCGCCCAAGUAUAAGACGCUGGACCACCAAAGCUUCAUCACGCUCUUCUUCUCCGCCAAGCUCCAGGGCAAGAGCUUCUUGGAACGGAUGAAGAAGAAGAAGCUCUCUGAUUAAUUAAUUAAUUACUCGUCCGUUCCUUUCAGGCAAUUAAUCUCACAAUCACUACACGCAUUUUAGCUUUUGGAGGCACUUGCUUUUGUUGUUCGGCCUUGUUCAGUUCUCAAUUUUUUUUAA